This is a messenger RNA of Nezara viridula (southern green stink bug), 3335 nucleotides long. NCBI's taxonomy places the organism in Eukaryota, Metazoa, Arthropoda, Insecta, Hemiptera, Pentatomidae. The record is from the annotation of a GenBank genome assembly.
GGAACCUACUAUUAUUCAGUAUGACCAAAUUGAGAACACUGAAAAUGUAGAGGGAAUUUAAGGCCUAAAAUGUUGGUGAACUUGGAUGUUAUCAAGGAGAAGUAAAUGAGUCGGGUUCCCUCCGAUUCCGAAUCACAGUGCCAGGGCCGCUUUUCGAGUGCGGUCGAACCGGAGUUCGUUAGGAUAUGUUCAUGUUUUUCUUGUUUUUUUCGAAGUAUUAACCGUGGUUUUAUUAUAAUUUUUAGAAUGUGUGAAAAGGAAGUUUCCUCGGAUGUCAAAGAAGAAGGAAGAGGAAACCAUUGCAUGGGAUCCAUUAAACAUUACGUUAAGAAGAGGAUACCAAUAUUGGAGUGGCUACCAAAUUAUAAAUGGAAAGAAUAUUUUUUCAGAGAUCUGACUUGUGGAUUUACUCUUGCCUGUAUCCAUGUACCUCAGUCCCUUGCCUUUUCUAUGUUAGCAAAUGUUGAUCUUGUUUAUGGCUUAUAUACUACAUGUUUUACUGGUAUUGUUUAUACCAUUUUGGGAACUGCUCAUGUAAGUUCAUUCGGACCCGUGGCGAUUGGUUCAAUGAUAACAGGAGAAGCUGUUAGCUUAGCUAGUGGUAAGGGUUUUUCAAAUUCAGAAAUAGCCACAACAGUAACUUUUUUGAUUGGUGUGAUAUAUAUGGUGGGAUUUUUACUUCGCUUUGGAAUAUUUACUAUAAUUUUUAAGAAAAAUUUCAUUUCUGCAUUUGUUGCUGGCUGCACUUGCCAUAUAUUAGCAAAAUCUUUGAAGCUCCUUAUUGGUGUAAAAAUUAAAAGCCAUUAUGGAGUUUUCAAUUGUCCUCUUAAUAUAUAUAAUUUUGUCAUAAAUCUUGGACAAACAAAUUUAUGGACAUUAGGUAUAUCAGUAGUUGUGAUAUCUAUAUUCAUAAUGAAUAUGGUAGUCUUUAAACCUCUAGUCGCUAAAUAUACGAAGAUAGUCAUACCAAUCGAAGCCAUUACAAUGUUAAUUGUUGGACUUGUUUCUUACUUGUGUGAUUUUGAGGGAAAGGGUGUCCCUGUUGUUGGCUAUGUUCCUUCUGGUCUCCCCUCACCAAUUUUGCCUAGGUGGGAGUUAUUUCAAUCUGUAUUAGGCUCUGCAGUCACCACCGCAUUAAUUAAUUUUUCUUCUUCCACAUCUAUGACUAUGCUUUUCAACAAGGGUUUAAAACCAGAUCAAGAAAUGUUUGCAAUGGCAGUAGCAAAUCUGAUUUGUGCAAAUUUCCAAUGUAUAACUAUUGGGAACUCUAUGAUGAGGACCAGGGUUGCUGUAACAUUAGGACUAAAAACACUUAUGAGCACGUUUAUUGCGUCAAUGUUAAUGCUGCUCAUAAUCUUAUAUGUUGGACCGUUGUUUACUCCAAUGCCAACGGCUGUGCUUGGGUGCGUCAUUUUUCUUUCAACUUCUCUUCUACUUUUGGAUCGUGCCAAAGAAGUGAUUCCAAUAUGUAGGAAAUCUUGGGAAGAUGCAUUUCUAUAUUGUGCAACUUUUCUAGUAACCUUUUUUGGUGAUGUUAUGUUCGGUCUUCUUGUUGGUGGACUCUUAGCUCUCAAGCAAAUUUUGAAAGAUGUUCCUAAAGAAGAAAUCAUAGUGGACAAAACACCUGAGUCAGAAAAGUUAUUGGAUGAACAACAGAAUAAGCCAAAAUUAGCAAGUGUAUAGAGGGAUAAAGUUUGCUGACUUAUGGUUUGUCCGUAUUAAAGACAAAAUAACUCUUGGGCACACAAGUAAGAGUCUUCUGUAUAAAUUUCAUUUUAUCUAAAAAUGAAGAAAGGAUCUCUUUUAGUUCCUUUAAGGAUGAAAAUUGAUGACAGGACAAAUUGAAUAAAUUUUACUUCUUCGUUCUUUUUAUUCAUUAUGUAUUUUCCAUGAAUAUAGAUACAUAGAUUUUUUUAUUAUCUUGGAAUAUUUUAAUGUUUUAGUAUACUUAAUAUCAAUAUGAUAUUUAUUGAUUUUUUUAUUUCAUUGCAGUCAGAGUCUUUAAAGUUAGCAUUUAAUAUUAUUUAUUUUUGAGUUAUGGUUUUAAAUUUAAAAAGUUUAUAGUGUUAGUCUAUUUACCAUGUUAUUAUUUUUUGAAAUAAAAAGAAAAAUGUUCAUGAUUAUGGAUGUGUUGUUGAAUGUUAAAGUAGAAAAAUAAAUUAUUUUAUGAAUUUCAUCGGAGAUAAAAAUAUGAAGAUUUAUUUUUAUUAUAGAAUUUUAUCUCACUAAUGUACUUAGCGUUUUUGCAGUUAUUACUGAUUAGUAAUUAGCUCUCUUUAGGCCAGGAGUAGAUGGCCUGUUACAGUAUUCUUUUAUUUAUGUUUUUUAUUACGAAAACCAAAUAUGUUUGUAUAACGUACUUAGUUAGUAUUUACUUAAUAACUUAGGCUGUAUGUUUGAGGAUUGAAAAAGUGCCUUGUUUUAUAAGAUAUUUUAUUUGUAAUAUAAAUAAUUAUUUUUGUAAUCAUGGGUGCCAACAUUUUUACAAGAUGAAGUGAACUGUUAUUGGUUUUGUAAUUAUAAAAAAAAACUUUGUUGAUUGUGUAUUAGAUAUUGAUAUGUUUCAUAUUGUAUUAUAAAAUUUGUGAUCCUAUCCAAAAGAAAAAAAUCUUAUUUAUAUUUGAUUCCAAUUCAGUUACUGAAAUAAUAUGUACUUAUAGUUUCCGUUGGCCUGUAUAAAGUUAUAAUUAAUUAAUUUAAUUAGUCAUACAAGGUAUUAGCCUUUCCUAAUGUUUUUGUAGCUUUGGAAUAUAAUAUAAAAUACCUAUUUUAUUUAAUAUUUAUUUUUUAGGUAGAAACGAAUAAUUAUUGUUUGGUUUAAGUUUAUGGUACUAAUUUUCAUAUUAAAAAAAAACGAGAGGUGUUAAUUUAAUUCUCACUAGUCAGCAUAUUUGAGGCUCCAUCAAACUUUCUACUUAAGAGUAUUGUGCAAUUAUUCAUUAUAUUUGUUUUAUUAUUUAAUUGCACAAUAAUUGUUUUUUCAUUAUUAUAACUUUUUUUUUUUGUAUCUCAGGAUUGUAAAGAAACAGAAAAAUAAUUUUAUUUUUUUAAAUACUACAAAAUAUUUAUUCAUAAAUUUCAGCCUUUUAUGAACUGUUGUAGGAAUGUGAUUUGAAAAUAAUGGUUCCUUGUGAUAAACUCAUUGAUGUGAUAUUUUGAUUUCAGAUUUGCAGUUUAGGAAAUAAUUCUAUUUAAUUAUAUUUAUACGAAUGUAUGUAUUAUAUGCAUUUCUCUUGAAUGCAAGAGGUAUUAUUGUGCAUGUAAUAUUGAAAAGUAGUACAUGUAAAAUAAUAAAUUCCCACUCUACAGGGUUACUGUUGGGUGGAAAAACAUAA